UCGAUCUGAUCCCAAGCCAUGAACCGAGUGGUAGUGAUGUCGGGUCUGAGGACACCCUUUCUUCGGGCCAACACUCACUUCCAGGACGUGAAGGGCUUUGAGCUCUUGAGGCACGCGUUGAUCGCGACGGUCAACAAAGUGGACCAAUUGGACAAAAACGAUGUCAAUUACGUGGUCGCAGGUCAGACAUUUCAAACGGGAAACUCCAACGUAGCGCGCGAUUCGGUGAUCACCGCUGGGUUUGAUGUCCGCAAGACUGUCGCCCAUACCGUAACGCAGGCCUGCAUUAGUGCCAAUCAGGCCAUCACUUCUGUGGCCACUCUCAUAGCCACCAAUCAGAUCGACUGUGGCAUCGGCUGUGGUGUGGAAUCGCUGUCCGAUCCGCCCAUUCGGGUCACAAAGGCUCUUCGCCGAUGGCUUCUGGAUAUGAAUAAAGUGCGGACCACUUCUCAGAGACUCAGAAUGCUUGUGAAACUGCGACCAUCGAUGGUGUUUGGCUUUGAGGCGCCGCCGAUCGCCGAGUUUACCACCGAUGAGACAAUGGGCCAGUCGUGCGAUCGCGUGACCGCCGCAUUCAAAGUGUCGCGCGAAGAACAGGACAGGUUUGGCGUCCGAUCGCAUCAAAUGGCAGGUGAGGCUCAAAAGGCGGGACAUUUGGCGGAUGUGUCGCCAAUUCUUGUGUCCAAAAUCGGUCUUGUGGACAAAGACAAUGGGAUCCGUUCGGCGACGUAUGACUCUGUGGCUAAACUGAAGCCGGCGUUCACGAAGACAGGAACGGCUACCGCUUCCAACUCGUCGUAUCUGACGGACGGCGCUUCGGCCACACUAUUGAUGUCCGAACGAAAGGCCAAGAGUUUGGGUCUGAAACCACAGAUCUAUAUCAAAGACUACAUAUACGUAGCCAUUGAUCCUAAAGAGCACCUGCUAUUAGGUCCGGCGCACGCCAUCACCAAAUUGCUUAAGAAGAAUAAUCUCACGUUCAAAGACAUCGACGCGUUUGAGUUGCACGAGGCGUUCAGCGGACAAGUGUUGGCCAAUCUUAAGGCCAUGGAUUCGGAGGAAUAUUCGCGAACAAAGAUUGGCACAGAAAAGGCGGGUCUAAUACCGAUGGAUCGGCUCAACACUUGGGGCGGUUCCGUGUCGUUGGGCCACCCGUUCGGCGCCACCGGUUCACGAUUGGUCAAUAUGGCCGCCAAUCGGCUCCUGGAGUCCGGCGGGAAGUACGCGAUGAUCGCCGCCUGCGCUGGCGGUGCGUUAGGACACGCCAUGAUUCUCGAGAACUGCUCUUAACCUAUGGAUCAAUUUAUGGUGA
This is a messenger RNA of Medioppia subpectinata, 1312 nucleotides long. NCBI's taxonomy places the organism in Eukaryota, Metazoa, Arthropoda, Arachnida, Sarcoptiformes, Oppiidae. The record is from the annotation of a GenBank genome assembly.